AUGAGCACGCCAGCCAUGUGGACGGCGCUGCGCUCCUCCGUAUUCCUCAGCGAUGAAGAGCUGGGGAAGAAGGAUGACGACCACCAGCUCGCCGGAACCGCUAUGCUACGAAGUCCGCAUUGGCAGCCCGCGACGACUACACAUUUUCGACGACUACUGAAGCGCAUCGCCGUCCUCUUCCUUGCUGCUAUUGGCCUCUGGCUCGUGUCGCGCGACAUCCUCCUCGACCUGGGUUAUGGCGACCACCGAAAAUCUCGAUAUACCUAUUCCGGCCUCUCUGACUCUGGGGACACCGCCCCAUAUACGCAACAUGGUCCCGCCGUAGGAAACACCAAGCCGAGCGAUACAGCAGCCGCGAAGCCAGCGCCCAGGGUGCCGGACCACUCCUACAAUGGGCCCAUCAAGUUCCACGACCUUGCCGUGUCCCUGCACGCCAUUUCGAAAUUGAGAGGCUCUCUCCCGGUCAACAAGAACAUCCUAUUCAUGGCGGCGAACCUGAAGACGGCGUCCAUCCUGUUGCCAAUGGCCUGCGAAAUGGGCAGGGAGAGGCGAAAUUAUGUUCACUUUGCGCUCCUGAGCAGAGACAUGAUUGGCAUGGAGGACUUGCAGCAGAUCAAUGGCAUUGACGAUUCUUGCGAGAUUUUCUUCCACGACGCCCGACCCGACUUUGUCUCGACUUCAUCAGAUACCCGGCUCCAGUACGCCACGGCUCGAGCUCUUUUCCACAUCAACACCUACAUGCACCCCCAGGUUAUCAUCAUCGACAGCACCGAGCAGCAGGAAUCCUGGUUCAAGAAGGGGGCGAAAUUGCAGGGCGACUUCAUGGGCACACCUGUCAUUGAGCUCCCAGACAAUGCGGCAAAACGUCUUGGCUGGCUGGCCAAGCUCGACAGCUCAUCCUUGGCUGCAUGGCACAAGAUCAACAUCGAUAUUCUCAUCCACGCGCCUCCUACCGGUUCGGGCAGCCUGGGACGGCUCCUCAAGUCGCUUCACGUAGCUGACUUCACUGCCGGCACGAUGCCCCACCUGACCAUUGAGCUGCCCCAAAUUGUCGAGAAGGCAACGCAGCGGACGCUGCAAGCGUUCCGAUGGCCGCCAGCACGGAUGGCACACACCUAUGGCAACGCGCAGAUGCUGUCACUGCGACACCGCAUCCCGCGAGAGCGCUUGACCGAAGAGGAGAGUUCGGUGCGGUUUCUCGAAUCCUUCUGGCCGCGAUCUGCGGAGCAUUCGCACGUCCUUGUCCUUUCGCCACAGGUCGAACUGACACCCCAGUUCUUUCACUAUCUCAAGUUCAUGCUGCUUGAAUACCGUUAUUCCGGGACAGCCCUGUCACAGCAGUGGGACCGUCAAAUCAUGGGCUUCAGCAUGGUCGUGCCGCAGGCGUUCAUCAAUGGGACCCUGGGUUUCGAGGAGCCAGAUCCCCUCCAGCAAGAGGGGAAAGGCGGCGGCUUUCUCUGGCAGGCCCCGCACAGCGACGCCGUCCUCUUCAUGGGCGACAAGUGGGUCGAGCUUCAUCGUUUCGUCUCCCAGACGCUGGAGCGACAGCACGACGCCUCGCCGCCGGCCGUCCUCUCGCACAAGGAGGUCAGCAGGCAGUAUCCGUCGUGGCUCGAGCAUGUCCUGCGGCUGUCGCAAGCGCGCGGGUACCUCACCGUGUAUCCCAGCGCCGAGACGGCGAGCGUCAUGGCGACGGUGCACAAGGACCUCUCGCAGCCGCCGGAGGAGUACUGGAAGGGCGUGGCUGCUGACGAGACGCCGAAAGAGGGCCUCGUCACCCUCGACAACGACAGCCCGGUGAGCCCGCUCAUGCCGAUGCUGGCCUGGAAGGGCGCUGUCUCGGAUCUGCAGGAGGUGGACCGCUCAGCGCGGGAGUAUGCCGCCAUCUGGCGACAGAAGGUGGGCAAAUGCGAUCCCAAGUCCGAAGAGGCGGCGGAGCAGUUGAUGGGUCGGCAAAAAGACCUGUUCUGCGAGGGGGCGGACAAGGUAGAGUGA
Messenger RNA from Verticillium alfalfae VaMs.102, 1995 nucleotides. RefSeq lists its product as hypothetical. The transcript has 3 exons. The record is from RefSeq and is a predicted model, not a curated record. Lineage: Eukaryota; Fungi; Ascomycota; Sordariomycetes; Glomerellales; Plectosphaerellaceae. The coding region runs from base 1 to 1995 and encodes 664 amino acids.